Messenger RNA from Auanema sp. JU1783, 282 nucleotides. NCBI's taxonomy places the organism in Eukaryota, Metazoa, Nematoda, Chromadorea, Rhabditida, Rhabditidae. The record is from the annotation of a GenBank genome assembly.
AUGAAGUGCGACAUUGAUAUCCGUAAGGAUCUCUAUGCCAACACUGUCCUUUCCGGAGGAACCACCAUGUACCCAGGAAUUGCUGAUCGUAUGCAGAAGGAAAUCACCGCUCUUGCCCCAAGCACCAUGAAGAUCAAGAUCAUUGCUCCACCUGAGCGCAAGUACUCCGUAUGGAUCGGAGGAUCUAUCCUUGCCUCUCUCUCCACCUUCCAACAGAUGUGGAUCUCCAAGCAAGAAUACGACGAAUCUGGCCCAUCCAUCGUUCACCGCAAAUGCUUCUAA